Messenger RNA from Rhodotorula graminis WP1, 2704 nucleotides. RefSeq lists its product as uncharacterized. Gene Ontology annotation, molecular function: DNA binding. The transcript has 9 exons. Lineage: Eukaryota; Fungi; Basidiomycota; Microbotryomycetes; Sporidiobolales; Sporidiobolaceae. The record is from RefSeq and is a predicted model, not a curated record. Gene Ontology annotation, biological process: spliceosomal complex disassembly; mRNA splicing, via spliceosome. Gene Ontology annotation, cellular component: nucleus; U2-type post-mRNA release spliceosomal complex. Bases 1 to 2601 code for a protein of 866 amino acids.
AUGGACGACGACUCUGGCCCGACCUUCACCAUCAAGAAGCGCUCAAAGCCCCGCGCGUCCACCUCUUCGCUCCGCUCCUCCACCGCCCCCGAUCAACCCGCCCACCAGCCAGCCGCCGUCGACGACGACAACAACGACGACGACGGCAACGUCGCCGUCUUCCGAGCGAGGGGCAAGAAGACCCCGGCCGGCCGCGUCAAGGACCGCGAGGGUGCCGCGACCAAGGCUCGCGCCAGGGUCAGCUUCGGCGGCGACGACGACGACGACGCCGACUCGGAUGCCUCGCUCGUCAAGCGCUCGACCCCGACCAGCACCCCUCGUCGCCUCUUGCGCCCCACCCUGCCCGCCUCUUCCUCCUCGGCCUCGCUCGCCUCCCCGGCACCAGCAGCAGCUUCAGCACCGAUCGCGACCGCCGAGCCGAGCUCGGCCACCCGCUCGACCUACUCGAAGGAGUACCUCGACGAGCUCAAGCGCGGCCAGCUGAGCGCACCUCGCGCCGCCGUACCGGUCGACCCCGAUGGCGCACCCGGCUUUGACGACCUCACCAAGAGCAAGUUUGGCAACGAUCAGAUCGAGGACUCGACCAUCUUUCCCUCGUCCGACUCGAUCGCGCGCGCCAAGUCUCGCCGAGAAGAGAUGCGCAAGGCGGGCAUCUCGGCGCCUGCUCGAGGCGACGACGGCUUCGUCUCGCUCGAGGUCGGCUUCGCGCACAAGGGCGGCGACAGCAGGCUCGUCCGCGAGGAGGACGAGCUCGGCGACGGCGACGACGACAUGGCCGCCUUCACCGACUCGCUCUCGCGCCUCCCGCUCGGCAAGCGCGCCAACGCGGCCGCCGCACGCGCCCUGCGCGCCGAGAUGGGCGACAUGAUCGACGACGUCGAGAUGGACGUGCGCGACGACGAUGCCGAGAUGCGCGAGUGGGAGGAGGCGCAGAUCAAGAGGGGCGGCGAGGGGAGGAGGACGACGAGGGACGAGUCGGCGGCAAAGGGCAAGGGCAAGGGCCCGUACCGACCUGCUCCAAUCCCACAAUCCUCGACCCUCCCUUCCCUCGCCGCCGUCUCUGCCCGCCUGUCGGCCGCCAUCACGACGCUCACGUCGUCGCACACGCUCGACACGGGCGCGCUCGCCCACUUUGAGCAGGAGCGCGCCGACCUCGACAAGCAGGAGCGCGAGCUGCGCGACGAGGUCGAGCGCGUCGAGCGCAAGAGCCGCUGGUUCGACGAGUUCAAGGAGCAGGUCGAGGACUGGAGCGCGUUCCUCGACGAGAAGUUCCCGCAACUCGAGAAGAUCGAGGCCGAGUACCUCGCCAUCCAGCGCGAGCGGUACAACAUCGUCUCGCAGCGCCGUUACGCCGACGACGCCGACGACGUCGCCCUCUUCACGGGCGCCGCCAUCCCGUCGCUGUACCGCCCGCCGCCGCCGAGCGACGCGCCUCUUCCUCCUCCUGUCGACGACGCGCUCGCGCCCGACGCCGCCGAGUCGCCGGAGGACCUCGCCCCGCGCUCGCACGCCCGCAACGCGCGCCGACAAGCCCGCACGGCGCGGUACGGCGCCUCGUCGUCGGCGUACCCGGACGCGCUCGACUCGGCCGGCUACGCCUCGGACUCGUCGCUCUCGGCGGCGCACCAGUCGGACCUGUCGGUCGCCCUGUCGGCGCAGCAAGAGGCGCUCGCGGGCCUGUUUGCCGACGUCAGGGCGGCCGACUUCCGCGACCCCAACUUGGGCAUCCGGCGCCGGUUCGAGGAGUGGCGAGAGCGGUUCGGCGACGAGUACGAGAUGACGUUCGCCGGCCUCAGCUUGGUCCAGGUGUGGGAGUUCUGGGCCCGGGUCGAGAUGGCGUCGUGGAACCCGUUCGAGAUCGACGAGCUGCCGCGCACCGUGUCGGACCUGUCGGCCUACCAGUGGCACCAGAACCUGUCGUCGUACGGUCACCGCGAGCGCUCGGGCGGCGAGCAACCCGAGGACGACGACGAGGACGACGACAAGCCCGACGAGUCGGCCGAGGUCGUCAACGCGCUCGUCACGUCGGUCGUCAUCCCUCGACUCGAGAAGCUCGCGCGUGCAGCGUACGACCCGUACAGCAGCAGGCAGACGGUCGCGGCGCUGCGGGUCGUCGACGAGGUCAGCUACUGCGUCGAGACGAGCAGCCCCAAGUUCGAGUCCCUCAUCCACGCCUUCCUGUACCGCCUGCGCCUUUCGAUCGCCCAGCUCCAGCACCUCAUCCUCCCGCACCUCUCGGCCCUGUCGCUCCCCUCGCUCGCCUUCGACCCCUCGACGUUCGUCUCCCGCCAGCACGUCCUCCACCGCGCGCUCAAGCUCGUGCGCACGUGCGCGAGGUGGCGCAGAUUCAUGCGCGCCCUGCGCGUCCCGGCGCUCCCCGUCGAGGUCGAUGGUGGCGUGCUCGAGGUCGGUGCCGGUGCGACGUACGACGAGCUUGUGCAGCGGGAGCUCGUCGCGAGGACGGUGCUGCCUGUGCUCGAGGCGGCGUGGGCGACGGGCGGCGCCGAGGUGGCCAACAAGUUCAUCGAGGCGCUGCCGAAGGACAUCCCGCCUGCGCUGCGGAGGAGGCUCGAGGGCGAGGAGGCGGGCGUGCAUCGGUAGAGCGCGACUUGAGAAGGCCAAUCUCGAACUACGAUCUCGAACUCUCUCGAGCCGAAUCGUGCGUGCGAGAAGGGUGAUUGCAAUGACGAGGGUAUCGAACGGC